GUUGCUUUCAUCCCUCACUGCCGUACUGGGUGGCCUAUAAACCCUUGCGCUCCUUUUCGUUCCUGUCCCUCGUCCGCAGUCAUGAAGUACGCUGCCUUCGCCGCCCUUGCCCUCCCGGCACUCGCCUCUGCCCACCGCGCCAAAUUCCGCAGGGAUGCAACCACCACGACGUCCGCUGAUGCGGACAACUCAGCCGCGGUCUCUGCUGCUGAAGCCGGCGCCACCUCGACGGGUACGCUCCCGGAUUCAAUUACUUUCAGCUUGGCCUCCACGAAUCCGACCGCGCUCCCGCUCUCCGAAAUUGCAACGGGCACUGCACAGACCCAGUCUACGAUUGCCAUUUCGACGACUUACGCGACGGGCUCGAAGCCGACGCAGAUCCCGAACGCUCCGGCCUUGCCAGAUGCGAUCGCGCUAAUCCCCACGAACUAUCCCACCUUGGACAAAACCCCGCCUACGGAUUCGACAAUGGUGCAGGAGUGGGUCAAGCAGGUCAUGAACUCGGGCGUUGAAAUUCCCGACAUUCCCGUAACGAACCCGGGAGGCUGCUCGAACAACACCGCGGCGGUCGCGAACGCAUCGGAAACCUGCUGGUGGACAUGCGGCGGCUGCGUGCGUGAGACCGACAUUCAGUAUUGCCCAACCCAGAAUCACUGGGGCGUGUCAUACGACGAUGGGCCGUCGCCGUACACGCCAAACCUGCUGCAAUACUUCGACCAACAGGACAUCCGCUCGACGUUCUUCGUCGUGGGCUCGCGCGCGAUCUCGCGGCCGGCGAUGCUGCAGGACGAGUAUAUGAUGGGCAACCAGAUCGCGGUUCACACGUGGAGCCAUCCGUACAUGACGACUAGGACAAACGAGGAAGUGAUCGCCGAGCUCGGAUGGACAAAGAAAAUAAUUCAUGACGCGCUCGGGGUGACGCCGAUUUACUGGCGCCCGCCGUACGGCGACAUUGACGACCGUGUCCGUGCUAUUUCGACGGCGAUGAACUUGACGCCCAUCAUCUGGACGCGUAUCUCGGCGACGAUGACCUUUGAUACUACCGACUGGAGCAUCGUCGGUGGCACUGCGAACGUGUAUUCCGUCCUGGACAAGUGGCAGGAAAUCAUGGGCAACUCAACCAAUAUCGACACUGGCUUCAUUGUGCUUGAGCAUGAUCUGUUUGAGCAGACUGUGGACAUGGCGACUGGUUACAUCCUCCCACAGGCUCUGGCCCAUGAGCCCAAAUACAACAUGACGCCCAUCAUUGAGUGUCUGGACAUGCCGCUCGCGAACUCCUACGUAGAGACAAAUGACAACACCUCGAAUCCCCUACCUCUCGUGGCGUACCUCGCGAACCACACUGUGUCUGUGUCGUCGUCCGCCUCAAAAGCAACACAAACCACGAGCGGCACUGGUAGCGCCAGCGGUAGUGCCAGUAGCGGCAGCGGCAGCGGCGGCAGCGACGCUCAGAGCAGCGAUGCCAUGAGCAUUAUGUCUGUCAGCCCAGCGCUCCUCACCGCGGCAAUUGGAGUGCUCGCUGGUGCUUGCACGCUCUUCCUCUGAGCCUCAUAAGGCUCUUCUUUCGCUUGACGUAACCAUUGCAUCCAGAUACGUCCUUGUCAUCGCAUUUGUACCGACCAUUUCUGUCAUUCACAAGCAGGCCCGAGUGAGUUAUCGCUAUGUGCAUGUUGAUGUUUACACUGCAUCUUUGGACGC
This is a messenger RNA of Laetiporus sulphureus 93-53, 1698 nucleotides long. Its product is annotated as carbohydrate esterase family 4 protein. The transcript has 4 exons. Gene Ontology annotation, molecular function: chitin deacetylase activity. The coding region runs from base 82 to 1545 and encodes 487 amino acids. The record is from RefSeq and is a predicted model, not a curated record. Gene Ontology annotation, biological process: carbohydrate metabolic process. Gene Ontology annotation, cellular component: membrane. Lineage: Eukaryota; Fungi; Basidiomycota; Agaricomycetes; Polyporales; Laetiporaceae.